AUGAAACAAAUUGUGUGCUCAGGGACGUCUUACGAGAUUGGCUAUACUCAUGGCCAAGACUCGAAGGAAGAAAUAAAACGGAGUAUUGAGCUAUAUGCUUCUUUAUUCUGGAGCAAAAGUGGAUUUCAAUGGCCUCAGGUCCAAGAAAUGGCCAGGGAUUUCCAGGUCUUAAUUCUCACAAAUUGGCCACGUUACUACGAAGAGCUGAAAGGUAUUGCAGACGGAGCGGAGAAGGAUAUUCUUGAUAUUAUCGCCUUGAACGUACGCACCGAAAUUGUGUUCGGACGUUUUAGUGAUGGCUGUACAAGUGCAUACUGGAAGCAGGGGAAUGUGGCUUAUAUGGGUCAAAACUGGGAUUGGGUGGAGGACCAACUCCCUAAUUUGAUCCAACUUACCAUCUUCCAAGAGAGCUUGCCUACCAUCAAAAUGGUCACAGAAGCUGGAAUUAUUGGUAAGAUUGGUCUCAAUUCAGAGGGGGUGGGUGUUUGCUUCAAUGCGAUACGUGCAAAUGGCGUCGACAAAACUCGGAUUCCAGUCCAUCUUGGAUUACGAAUGGCACUCGAAAGCAAGACUGCCGAAUUAGCAGUCGCAAAGCUGGAGGCAAUUGGUAUGGCCAGCUCAGCGUAUAUGGUUGUUGCUGAUACGAAAUCUGCAAUCGGACUUGAAUUUACGUCAACAACUUUUCUCAAUGUACCAGUUAAUAAGCAUGGCUUCUUAGUUCAUUCGAACCACAUGCUACUUUGCCAUGAGAAUGUUUACGCGCCUAAGUGGCUAGAAGACUCCUAUACGAGAUUGGAGACCAUGGGACAAAGAAUCCUUGAAAAAAAGGAGUUGUCCAGAGAGAGCUUUAGCAGUCUCUUUGAAGAUGAGUAUGACUUUCCAUGCUCUAUAAGUCGGGCGCAAGAGGGAGCUAGUGAUUUCGCAACACUUUUCAAUAUUGUUAUUGACUUUACGGAGGGGGUGGCAGUGGUUAGAGAAGGAAGGCCAACUGGUGAGAGGACUAGUCCGACAAUGCGCUUGCACUUGAAAAAUGUUAAGUAA
Molecule: messenger RNA, 1041 nt
Organism: Penicillium manginii
Lineage: Eukaryota; Fungi; Ascomycota; Eurotiomycetes; Eurotiales; Aspergillaceae
Exons: 4
Coding region: 1-1041 (346 amino acids)
Source: RefSeq, a predicted model, not a curated record